Molecule: messenger RNA, 786 nt
Organism: Piliocolobus tephrosceles (Ugandan red Colobus)
Lineage: Eukaryota; Metazoa; Chordata; Mammalia; Primates; Cercopithecidae
Gene: TEX101
Product: testis expressed 101
Biological process (GO): leukocyte cell-cell adhesion; cell-cell junction maintenance; positive regulation of neutrophil degranulation
Cellular component (GO): plasma membrane raft
Source: RefSeq, a predicted model, not a curated record
CAGACCAGCUCCUCCCAGACCUCUCCAGAAGAAGCCAUGGGAACCCCUGGUAUCCAGCAUUUGCUGAUCCUCCUGGUCCUAGGAACCUCCCUCCUGACCUCAGGCCUAGAACUGUAUUGUCAAAAGGGUCUGUCCAUGACUGUGGAAGCGGAUCCAGCCAAUAUGUUUAACUGGACCACAGAGGAAGUUGAGACUUGCGACAAAGGGGCACUUUGCCAGGAAACCAUACUAAUGAUUAAAGCAGGGACUGAGACAGCCAUUUUGGCCACGAAGGGCUGCAUCCCAGAAGGGGAGGAGGCCAUAACAAUUGUCCAGCACUCUCCACACCCCGGCCUGAUUGUGAUCUCCUACAGUAACUACUGCGAGGAUUCCUUCUGUAAUGACAAAGACAGCCUGUCUCAGUUUUGGGAGUUCAGUGAGACCACAGCUUCCACCAUGUCAACAACCCUCCAUUGCCCAACCUGUGUGGCUUUGGGGACCUGUUUCAAUGCUCCUUCUCUUCCCUGUCCCAAUGGUACAACUCGAUGCUAUCAAGGAAAACUUGAGAUCACUGGAGGUGGCAUUGAGUCAUCUGUGGAGGUCAAAGGCUGUACAGCCACGAUUGGCUGCAGGUUGAUGUCUGGAGUCUUAGCAGUAGGACCCAUGUUUGUGAGGGAAGUGUGCCCACGUCAGCUUCUCACUCAACCUCGAAAGACUGAAAAUGGGGCCACCUGUCUUCUCAAUCCUGUUUGGGGGUUACAGCUACUGCUGCCAUUGCUGCUGGCAUCAAUUAUUCACUUUUCCUAA